This is a messenger RNA of Triticum turgidum subsp. durum (durum wheat), 918 nucleotides long. The record is from the annotation of a GenBank genome assembly. NCBI's taxonomy places the organism in Eukaryota, Viridiplantae, Streptophyta, Magnoliopsida, Poales, Poaceae.
AUGGGCGAAAUUCCAGAACCAGAGGUUCCCAAGCCCACGCCGGAGCCAUCGUCGUGGCUCAGCCUGAGAGUCUUCUACCUGCGGCUGAGCAGGUGCGAGCUGGACGAGACCAUGCUGGACACCCUGAGCAUCACCCACGCCCCGCUCACCUCCGACACCGUCCUGGAAGUGAACGGCGACAGGCCAAGAAGCACCGACAACAACGGCCACGUCUCGUGCCCCCUCCGCAGGGACCGCGUGGACGCGGCGUCGCGCGAGGCCUCCUUCGUCAGCACGGCGACCGUGAGGAUGGCCGGGAGCGUGCGCUUCGAGGUCCGCGUCGGCAGCGGCGAGAGGCUCCUCGUGGGGAUCAUGGAGAUGUGCGACGUGGCGGAGGAGAAAAAGAAGGGGUGGGUCAUGAAGUGCCAGGUCGCGAUGCAGCGGUGCUCGGGGUUCCUGAAAGGCGGCGGGGAGGACGCGAAGUCGCCGAUGGUCGAGGUGUACGUAGCGAGCCUGUUCCGGGGCAGCCCGAUCGUGUUCACCAAGGCGAUGAAGCUGCGGCUCAGGAGGACGCGCCAGGUCAAGGCGCCUUUCAUGGAGCCCAUCCCCGAGUGCGGCGAGCACGCCGACGACGACGCGAAAGAAACGCCGCCUGACCAGAAGCAUGAUCCACAGGAAUCGGAGUACAGGUGCUACAAGCCGGAACCGGGCAUGGACGACGUCGACUACGACAGCUUGUACGCGAGAUCGGCUGGCCUGGACCAUGGCCUGGACGGCGAGGACAGCGAGCUCUCGUGGUUCACCGCUGGCGUCAGAGUGGGCGUGGGCAUCAGCCUGGGCAUCUUCCUCGGGGUCGGCAUCGGCGCUGGACUCCUGGCCCGUUCCUACCAGUCCACCUCCAGGACUAUGAGGCGGCGGCUGAUCUCUGGCCUGCUCUGA